GAAAAACAGAAUUAUGAGGAGAUUUUUCGUUUUCUUUGGCGUCGUGUCCACUCUUCUAUUUUGCACAGUGUCAAUGGAACAGAAACGGCUACUCAUUAAUGACCCACAAUUCCUCGAAAGCAGGUUUCUGGCAAUGGAAUCUAAAAUCCAGUCAUUGAUGACCACAAAGGCGGAAAUGGAAUCUAAAAUCCAAACUCUGACAACAUCAAACGCGGAAAUGGAUUCCAAAAUCCAAACUUUUACAACAUCAAAGGCCCAAAUGGAAUCUAAAAUUCAAACUUUGGCAACGUCAAACUCGGAAAUGGAUUCCAAAAUCCAAACUUUGACUAGAGAAGUGGAGACUUUGAAGGUCAACAAUUCUAAAGUAGUUGGCGGUGCUACUUACGUUCGGUGGGGGAGAAAGACCUGCCCUGACGCGGACUCAGAAUUAGUGUAUUGGGGUUAUACAGGAGGGUCGCUUUAUAACCAGGGAGGAGGAGCUGCAGAGUUUGUUUGUCUACCACGUGACCCUACCUUCCAUAAUAUUCUGUCCUCAGCUUUCAGCUUCAUGUAUGGUUCAGAAUAUGAGAGCAAUUUUGUUUCUGGAAUCCAUGAUGACGAUGUUCCGUGUGCUGUCUGCAGAAGCUUACGUAGCACUAGUGUCAUCAUGCUAGCUAGUAGAGAACAUUGCUACAGCGGAUGGAAGACCGAGUACUCGGGGUUUUUAUCUAGCGGCGAUACACGCGAUUCGGCAGCCUCACAGUUUGUGUGUUUGGACCGGCAUCCAGACGUGUUGGAUCAUAGUAGCGCUAAUGAAAACGGCAAGGUGUUUUACACCGUUAUGGCCAAAUGUGGGAGUUUACCAUGUCCGCCAUACAAAGAUGGACAACAACUGUACUGUAGCGUAUGCUCCAAGUAAAGAACUAACGAGAGAUAUUUUCUCUUCAAUAUGGUUUAUG
Saccostrea cuccullata (small rock oyster) is the source of this 938-nucleotide messenger RNA. RefSeq names its product short-chain collagen C4-like. NCBI's taxonomy places the organism in Eukaryota, Metazoa, Mollusca, Bivalvia, Ostreida, Ostreidae. The record is from RefSeq and is a predicted model, not a curated record. The transcript is spliced from 3 exons. The coding region runs from base 14 to 898 and encodes 294 amino acids.